This is a messenger RNA of Lactuca virosa, 813 nucleotides long. NCBI's taxonomy places the organism in Eukaryota, Viridiplantae, Streptophyta, Magnoliopsida, Asterales, Asteraceae. The record is from the annotation of a GenBank genome assembly.
AUGAGUAAUGCAAAUUCUGGUGCGGGCAAGAAUAAGAUGUCGAUAAUACUAAAGGCUGUUUUUCCGCUGCUUGAAGGAACCGAUUUAGCUGCAUGUAUGGUAGUAUGCAAGCAAUGGGAAAAUGUAGCUCAAGACGAUUACCUGUGGAAUUGUCUUUGCAUCAAGAAAUGGCCCUCAAUAUCUGCGUCUCCUCUGGUAAAUAAUUACCGCAAGAUAUUCAAAGCAUUAUGCACACGCGAAAAGGAUCAUCGUCCAACUUCCUUAGCUCCAGGUAUCUCCUUGAGUGACCUGGACUUCUAUAUCGAUAUAUGGGAUGCAGACGAAGGCCAUGGGAGGUUACUCUUGUCAGAAACUGCCUCGGGCCCUGCCCUCCGUGAAGGCAAUCUGAGCCCGCCAGAUGGGAUCGUCCCCGGGCUGACGGAUCAUUUAGAGGGUCCCGAGUACAAGCUAACCUUGCCGGUAAAAUCAUCAUUGUCGAUUUCUUCAGCACAGGAGGUUCGUGUUUCGGUACUCAUAGCACGGAAGGACUCCAAUAAAGUUGCUUGCAUACUCAACCACUUGCUUGAUUGCAAUACUUGCAUAGACUGGUCUGAAGGGAGAGCAAUUGCAUAUGCUCAAAUAGCUGAGUUCCCACUUGCAUGCCCCUUCGUCAACUUUGCCACGUCCAGCAUUAACUGUGAGAUCUCUCUGUUGUUUAUCAGCCGUGGUGGUGGUGGUCAAGACCUUGAUGUUUUUGGGAUCGAAAUGAACUUUUUAACGGCCUACACCGAGGAAGGGGUGCUCUGGCUCUUGUCCAUGCUUCAUUGGCAAUAG